This is a messenger RNA of Corapipo altera (White-ruffed manakin), 1977 nucleotides long. RefSeq names its product beta-1,4 N-acetylgalactosaminyltransferase 1-like. The transcript is spliced from 4 exons. Gene Ontology annotation, biological process: ganglioside biosynthetic process. The record is from RefSeq and is a predicted model, not a curated record. The annotation marks the transcript as partial. NCBI's taxonomy places the organism in Eukaryota, Metazoa, Chordata, Aves, Passeriformes, Pipridae.
CGCUCCCAGUGCUCCCAUUGCGGGUUCCCAGCACUCCCAGCGCUCCCAGUGCUCCCAUUGCGGGUUCCCAGUGCUCCCAGUGCAGGUUUCCAGCACUCUCAGAGCUCCCAUUGCGGGUUCCCAGUGCUCCCAUUGAGGAUUCCAAGCACUCCCAGCGCCCCCAGUGCUCCCAUUGCGGAUUCCCAGCACUCCCAGUGCUCCCAGUGCUCCCAGUGCGGGUUCCCAGUGCCCCCCCCCGCCCCGCCAGGGUACAACAUCUCGGCGCUGGUGACCGUGGCCACCAAGACGUUCCUGCGCUACGACAAACUGCGCGGGCUCAUCGCCAGCAUCCGCCGCUUCUACCCCUCCGUCACCAUCGUGGUGGCCGACGACAGCCAGCGCCCCGAGCCCCUGAACGGGCCACACCUCGAGCACUACCUCAUGCCCUUCGGCAAGGGCUGGUUCGCCGGGAGGAACCUGGCGGUGUCGCAGGUCACCACCAAGUACGUGCUGUGGGUGGACGACGAUUUCAUCUUCACCCCCCGCACGCGGCUCGAGAAGCUCGUGGAUGUGCUGGAGAGAACCAGCCUGGACCUGGUGGGCGGCGCGGUGCGGGAGAUCACGGGUUACACCACCACGUACCGGCAGCGGCUCAGCGUGCGGGGGGGCGGUGCGGGGGGCGACUGCCUGCGGACCCGGCCCGGCUUCCACCACCGCCUCGCCGGCUUCCCCGCCUGCGUCGUCACCGACGGUGUCGUCAACUUCUUCCUGGCCCGCACCGACAAGGUUCGCCAGGUGGGCUUCGACCCCCGCCUGCGCCGCGUGGCUCAUCUCGAGUUCUUCAUCGACGGGCUGGGGGUGCUGCACGUGGGCUCCUGCGAGGAUGUGGUGGUGGACCACGCGUCCAAGCUGGCACUGCCCUGGCGGCGCUCGGAGGGCGAGCGCCAGUACAACCGGUACCGGUACCCGGCGGCGCGGGACGACAGCCUGAGGCUCAAACAGCGCCUCUUCUUCUUCAAGAACCGCUUCAAGUGCAUGGCUGGGGACUGACACGGCCACCGGCACAGCCACCACCCCGGUCACCGGCCCAGCCACUGCCCGGGGGGUGCUGAUGGUGUGGUGACACAGGGACACCCCCAAGGGCCACCCCACAGGCCACCGGCCUGGCCACCGCUCGUGGGGUGCUGACGGUGUGGUGACAUGGGGACACUCCCAAGGGGCACCCCACGGGCCACCCCUGGAGCACCCACUGGGCCACUGGCACCGGAGUGGCCCCCAAGUGGCCCCCGGGCUGUCACACCCCGUGGGUCACCCCCAGAGUGGCAUCACCACCAUGGAUACUCUGUGGGCCACCACCACUGGGGUCCCACAGGGCCACUGAGCAUGGGAUGACACAGGAUCACCACUCCUGGGCAACCCCGUGGGCCACCACUGCCCUCGACGUGGCCACAGGGCUGCUGACACCUGGGUGACCCCUGGGUGACCCCCGGGUGACCCCCGGGCUGUCACACCCCACAGGUCACCCCCAGAGUGGCCACCCCCGGGGGACACCUUGAGGGUCACCACCCCCAGGUCACCACCAUGGGCCACCACCCCUGACUGUCCCCGGGGCACCCACGGGACACCCCCAGGGCCACUGACCUCCCCCGUGGGCUACCCCCAGGGCUGCCAUUGCUGGCCACCUCCAGGGCACCCCCAGGGCCACUGACAUUGGGGUGACAUGGAGCUACCCCCUCGUGGGCCACCCCCAGGGCCACUGACACCGAGGGCCACCCCGAGGGCCAUCCCCAGGACACCCCCUGUGCCACCACCACCGGCUGCUCCCCGGGGUGCCCGGGGGGCACCGACACUGGCCCCACCCCCGGGCCACCCCACCACGGGCCACCUCCAGGGCUACCCCCGGGCCACCCCCCUUGGAGCCCCCCCCGGGCCACUGCCAUGGGCCACCACCCAGUGCCCCUCCCAGGGCCACACCCGGGCCCGCGGGGUCCCUGGAGC